This is a messenger RNA of Benincasa hispida (wax gourd), 390 nucleotides long. NCBI's taxonomy places the organism in Eukaryota, Viridiplantae, Streptophyta, Magnoliopsida, Cucurbitales, Cucurbitaceae. The record is from RefSeq and is a predicted model, not a curated record.
AUGAAGGGUAUUCUGAGGUUUAGUAGGAAAGGAAAGUUGAGUCCGAGAUUCAUUGGACCUUUCGAGGUCCUGGAACAAGUUGGCCCUGUAGCUUACCAUUUGGCCUUGCCCCCAACAUUGUCUUCAGUUCAUAAUGUCUUCCAUGUUUCGAUGCUAAAAAAGUAUGUGGCAGACCCGUCCCAUAUAUUUGACUACGAGCCCUUACAGUUGAAUGAUAACUUGAGCUACAAGGAGAAGCCCAUAAAGAUUCUUGCUAGAGAAGUAAAGACAUUGCCCCAUCGAGAAAUUGCUUUCGUGAAAGUUCUAUGGCAGAACCAUCAGUUCAGGGAAGCCACCUGGGAGCGAGAGGACGAGAUGAAGGCCCAGUACCCGGAGCUUUUUCAAGGAUGA